AUGGACUCGCGUAGAAAGUCGACGACGUAUCUAAACAACAAGGAAAAUAAGGAGAAUAGGAAGCUGCGUUCCAAGAGUCUGGGUGGUAGCGGUGGUAACCACGGAGAUGGCAGCGGAGAUGACCACCAAGAAUCAGAUUCAGACGCUGAACUUACACCCACGAAAUUAGCAAGGAGGAAGGCUAAACCACGCCGCUCAAUUCUCAAACCACAGCCACCACCAGAUUCAGACGAGGAGGAGGAACUCCCGCAGAAUCCUGUCAAGCACGCAGCACCUAGGAAAUCUGAAGCGAGUCGCAGAGUCUCAUUCGCAAGCCAUUGCUUCAUACGUUUGUUUGAAGAUGAAGAGGGCAAUAAACAGGCCUCUUCUAGCCCACGCAGGUCUCCAUCCCCUAAAAAAUCCCAACAUCAUCCACAGGAUCAUCACCCACAAGAAAACCAAGAUUCAGACACCUCUGACAUGUCCAUAGCUACUCAAGACGUCACUCACGCGUUUAAGAAAGCUUUUGAGAGAAAAAGACCGCUUGAUGGCUCUGAUACUGAGUCUGAUGAUGGUCCAACACAAGACGCGAACGACGCAGAGGACAAUACUAUGCAAAUGGAUCUUACUGAGGCUGUUGGUCACGUGUUUAGUAAGAGUGAUGACAACAAGUCGCCAAAAAACUCACCCAAGAAGUCACCCAAGAAGUCACCCAAGAAGUCACCCAAGUCUCCGAAAUCACCCCAAAAUUUACCAAAAAAGGUUAUAUCCCAUUCGCCUACGCGUAAAUCACCCAGAUUAUCAUCACAGAGCAAUAAAUCAUCUCCAAUUCCACUCACAGCAGCAGAACCUGUUGCAUUACCACCCCAACCACCCAUGCAACUCCCACAAUUCACUCUCUCACCCACAGCAUCCGAGAAGAACGACAACGACGGCAACACCAAUGUGGACAACAACGAGGAUAACGAGAAGAACUCCUCCUCCUCCUCCAGUGAAGAUGAAGCAGACACCACUAUGGACUUCACCGUGUCCAUGUCCCAAGCCGGUGUGCCCAAAUUACCUCACUUCGAAACAGGCAGACGAAGAUCGAGCCUAGAUCGACGCAGCAGCGUCAUUAAGCAGAACUCGGGCUCGCCAGAGGGUAGUAGGAGUGUCAGCGGACGUGUUGAUAACAGCAGUAGCAGUAGCAGUGAUGAUGAAGAGGCUGACCAGCACAUGCUAAUGCAACCCCCACCUCCAGAACCUGCACCAAUGCAGCACCACUUAGGUAACGGCAGUGAUAGCGAUAAUGAUAGCGAUAGCAAUACCAGUAAGAGUAACAGCAACGACGACAUGGAUCUCACCAAAGCUGCUAUAACCCACAUUGAUCGCAAUGACUCCACCGCACAUAAGAUAGCCGACGGGUCUAUGACGAUGGAAAUGACCCAGGCUGUUGGAGGUAUGUUGGGUGGAGAGAGGAGAGAGGAAGAUGACCAUGAGGAAAACGGAGAAAAAGCUAAUAACCACCAUCACGACAAUAACUCAGUUGCUGAUAUGUCACUAGCUAGUAAUACUACCCAUAACAACGAAUCUAUGGCCAUGGAGAUGACCGGCGCCGUCGGUGGCUUGAUGGAGGCCGAGAAGAGUGUCAAUGAGACAAAGAACCAUAUCAACGAGAGCGACAGUGGUAUUAGUGAGGAUGAUCAAGAAAACGAGUCAAUGGCCAUGGAGAUGACUGGCGCCGUCGGUGGUUUGAUGGAAGCCGAGAAGGGGGCAACGAACGAUAGCAGUGACGAGGCAGCGGAAGAGCACGAUCAAGAGUCAGCAAAUGACGGAAAAUCAACUGCCGACAUGUCCUUAAUUAGCAACCCUGCGCAGAAUGAGUCGAUGACAAUGGAGAUGACUCAGGCUGUCGGUGGACCUAUGAACGUCCCCACCAUUCCAGAAGAGAGUGACUCGAGUGACUCAAGUGACUCUGACGACAACGCAGACGCGACGAUGACUAUGGAAAUAACCAAGCCAAUCGGUAAGGGUAUCCUAGUUAACGACGAGACGCGUCGUCUGCGGAAAAGUCUCGGACCGCGUGUCAGUCGUGUCAGUUUCGCACCAUCUGUUAAAGCGUCACCCCUCAAGGCAGGCGCCGGUCCACGACCAUCACUCAAGAGCGCCCUCAAAAGUAGCACAUCAUUCACUCCUGCUCCUGCUCCUGCUCCUUCGCCUAAAAAGGCCUCCAUCUCCAUCUCAUCACCAGAUGCUGAAAGUAAAGGAGGGAAACGCAGCAGCUUCGCAGCGCCCACUCAAUCGAGUCUCAUGAAAAAAGAAACGAAAAGCGUCAGACAUAGUCUCGGAGGUGCCUUGGGUGGCGCUGGGACGAGCUCGCCGCUAAGAAGUGCCCUCAAGAACGCAGCUAAAAGUCCUAACAAGAAGAGAGCGUCUUUUGCUGGUGAGGUGAGACAGGAUGAUGGCGAAGAAGAGAAGAAAGAGCAAGACAAUGAUCUGGAGUGGGAACGAAAUUAUGAGCAUAAACAGCAACAGGAACACCAAAUUAACACGGAAAAGCUCAUGUCCCCACUCGUACAGCGUCUUCAGCUCGCCUCGCCACUUCGUCCUUCCCCACUUAAACUCGAUGUUGCAGCUGAGAAAGGUGGCGAGAAAGAAAAACUCACACACAAACCAAGACGAAGAUCUUCACUAGCACUCUCCACACAAGCGCUCGAAGCUACACCUGACACACUCGCAACUGAAAAGGAGCAGGAGGAGCAGAGUAAGAAUGACAGGGAGAGGGAGUACGAGCGCGAAGCUGAAGAGGAGCGCGUGAAGGAGGAGCAAAGGAGGAGAGAAGCUGAGCAAGGACGCAAUACUACAACCGAAAGUGAUGCGAUGGACAUGGAUAAGACGGCGCCAGAACAAGAGCAAAGCGGCACACCAACUCGCAGACGCUCGCUACAUGCACAGCAAAUGACACCAUCUAAACUGCGCAGAUCGAUCAGUGCCUCAAACCCAGGCUCGCCGAUGAGCACUCCUAAACGUCAAUCACUAAGGCUAGCGUCGAGUGUGACGACGCCACAGAAGGAGGCCUUUGCGAAUACACAUGAGCCCUCACCACAACCGGAAGCUGCACCCUCACCACUGCCGGCUCCACCAAUCCGCAACGAAUUUGCAGCAGGCCCCGAAACAGAGCGGAUGAUAGAAGGUUUAAUGCAAGAGGAAGAACAGGAGGACAAUGGCGAAAGCAGCGUCGAAGCACCGGUGCAAAUCAGUCUCAACGAUUUCCUCGAACUCACCGACAUGAAAUUCCUCGAUGGGAUUUCAACCAUCAAGCGUCGCUCCACAGUGGGUCCGGGUGGUCUAAGUGGGGAAAAUGCACCGAUGCACGAGCCAUCCUCGCUCGAAUAUCUGCGCGCACAUGCGGUCACCGGCCCCAAAUUGGAGAUGAUGUAUUGGUGCUGCCACGAGCUGAAGCGCUACAUCAGCGAGGGGAUAGAGGCACUCAACAGCUACGAACGUGAAGUAGAUAACGAGAAUCCGCCAGUGAUAGUUGAUUAUCUGCUAGCUAGUGAGGAUAUGCGCGUGCGUAUUGAAGCGCAGCUCAAGAUCGUGAAAAAUAACUCGCGCCUGAACGCUAAGCGAGUGUGGUACGGCUGGAGGAAGGAGCUAGUGAGCGGUCAUGCGGAGUCUCUCAACGAGUCCUUCAAUGGUCUCGAGAAGGAUGCCAGGGUACUACAGGAGACUAGAGGCGCACUUGGUGAGAAUCUCCCGCAGCUACACGCCCUCAAGGACAAACUGGAGACGGAGCUGCGCAGAGAAAGAGACAUUGUGCGCGAUAUCGCCAGCUGCGACAAGGAGGAAGUCGAGGGUCUGCGCGAGGCUAUAGCGGAGCAGGCGCAGCCACUGGAGCUGUACAAAGCCGAAAUAGCAUCCAACAACGAGGAGCUUGCGCGUCUCAGAGCACGCCUCGAGGCGAAGCAAGAGACUCUGGCUCAAAACACACACACCAUUGACAGUAAUCGAAAAGAGUGGGAUAUGGUGCGCUGCCUUACGAAAGCGGAAGCCAUGAAGCGGAAACGCGAAUAUGAAUCGCUGCAGAUUCUGCACAGCUGGCAAAUUGUGCACCUGUCGCAAUCGACGCAUAAGUUCAACUACGCGAAUGAGUUGGCGCUGAGCAUCUCACAGCAGGGGGUGGAAAUGGACUUGCUUCCCCCAAAGAAAGGCGAGCUGCGCCCUCUGCUGGAAUACCUCCUCGACUGUCUCCGUGGUCAGUUGACAGAGGAGGGCAUAUCACAGGACACUCAGCUCAGCUAUACCUUGCAGCGCAUAUCGACCAUAUGGAUGAACGUGAAGAAUGUGCACGCUCAGUUCAAGCGUCUCGCCCAGGUAUACAAACUCAGCUUUAAUGUGUCGAUAGAAGGAGAUCUCGUCGUCACAUUGGCUAUCGUAUUCAGAUCACAAAUGCGCAAAUUGAACUUUGAGAUCGUUGUGGGCAGUGAUAUGCUCGUCGAUUUCGAUCGCGCACUCAAGAAGGCUAAAGUUAAGACAGAGGUAGUGGAUGGUGAUGGCGUUGAUACCGAAAGUAUCACACACGAACUUCUCAAACAGUUUGGAGGCAAUGAUGGGAUCCUCGAGGCAUUCGAAGCGAUCACUAUCUAG
Molecule: messenger RNA, 4605 nt
Organism: Wallemia ichthyophaga EXF-994
Lineage: Eukaryota; Fungi; Basidiomycota; Wallemiomycetes; Wallemiales; Wallemiaceae
Product: Kinetochore protein spc7
Exons: 4
Coding region: 1-4605 (1534 amino acids)
Biological process (GO): protein localization to kinetochore; mitotic sister chromatid biorientation; mitotic spindle assembly checkpoint signaling
Source: RefSeq, a predicted model, not a curated record